UUCUCUCACAUAUUUGCAUAGUUCUGCCUGCACCAAUGCUGCUUUUCACUUCAUCUUCUUCUUUCCCAACGGUUACUCUUUCUUCCGUUACAAAACCACUACCCUCUAAAACCCUUAUCCUACGCACACCCUUCCUUAUCCUGCGCCACUAUCUCCAAUGCCAACUUUCUUCUUCUUCUUCUUCUUCCCACUUUGCGAAGCCCAUUUCCAGAACAACCCUCACGUGCAUUCUCGGAGACUCGCAGAAGCACGUGUACCCUGACCCAAUUCCCGAAUUUGCAGAAUUUGAGACUCAAAAGUUCAAAGUUCAACUGUUACAGAAGCUUUCGGACUCGGAGGAUGUAGAUGAGUUUGGUGAUGAACUUGAUGCGGUUGUUCACGUUUGUGGUCAGAUAUUUAGUGAGUUUUUGCACAAGGAGUAUGGAGGUCCUGGGACACUGCUGGUGACACCGUUCACUGAUAUGUUUGUAGCUUUAAAGAAGAAAAAAUUACCAGGAGCACCUCUGGCAGCCAGAGCAUCACUAUUAUGGGCACAAAAUUAUGUUGAUGAAGAUUGGGAAAUUUGGAACUCAAAACUGAAAUGACUUGUACUUUUACAUUUUUCUCUCUUUUACAAUGUAAAGAUUUAUCAUUUUCUUGUAAUAUUUUUGUAUGCUUUAAAUAAAAAGAACUUCAAGUAGAUUUUGAUUUUGCAUUCA
Molecule: messenger RNA, 698 nt
Organism: Medicago truncatula (barrel medic)
Lineage: Eukaryota; Viridiplantae; Streptophyta; Magnoliopsida; Fabales; Fabaceae
Product: protein PLASTID REDOX INSENSITIVE 2, chloroplastic
Exons: 2
Coding region: 36-584 (182 amino acids)
Biological process (GO): regulation of gene expression
Source: RefSeq, a predicted model, not a curated record